This is a messenger RNA of Arabidopsis thaliana (thale cress), 1555 nucleotides long. RefSeq names its product pinoresinol reductase 2 (gene PRR2). The transcript is spliced from 5 exons. Lineage: Eukaryota; Viridiplantae; Streptophyta; Magnoliopsida; Brassicales; Brassicaceae. Gene Ontology annotation, biological process: lignan biosynthetic process. Gene Ontology annotation, molecular function: pinoresinol reductase activity; oxidoreductase activity. The record is from RefSeq and is marked reviewed. Bases 478 to 1431 code for a protein of 317 amino acids.
AAAAAAAAAACUAGACUAAUUUUUAUUUGUGUACUGUAUACAUUAUUUUCUAAAACAAAUGUCUAGACAUUAUAGUAUUUUAUAAACACUUACACAACACCAAAUGUUUGUCUUAACCCCGACUAAAAAGGACAUAUGUGUUGUUAAUGCUGGAUCACCGGUGGUUUUGUUAGUGUCUACCCUUAUUUGUAUGGAAAAACACUGCCAUAGCCCAUAAGGUAACUUAUAAGGACAUCAAAGCUUUUGGUGUUUGACUGCUUAAAUGUUCAGUCUCCAGAUUCCAGCACAUGCAUUUCUCGAAUACUUGACUAAUGGUGAAGCUAGCAUUUUUUAAUAACUUUGCCUUACCAAUCAUGGUGGUUGGCGGAAUUAAUCAUGGUGACGUGUGAAUAUUAGAGAGAUUGAUAACGAACUCCUCACAACAUCAUAUCUCAAGUUCACCACCCAAAAGAAAAAACACACACACAUCUUAGAGAGAUGAAAGAGACUAAUUUUGGCGAGAAAACGCGCGUUCUGGUAGUUGGUGGGACGGGAUCAUUGGGGAGGAGGAUUGUAAGUGCGUGUUUGGCUGAGGGACACGAGACUUAUGUUCUCCAGCGGCCGGAGAUUGGAGUGGACAUCGAGAAGGUGCAGCUACUUCUUUCUUUCAAAAGACUCGGCGCACAUCUUGUGGAAGGCUCAUUCUCCGAUCACCAAAGCCUUGUCUCUGCCGUAAAGCAAGUCGACGUGGUUGUCUCCGCCAUGUCCGGUGUCCACUUCCGCACCCACAACAUCCCCGUUCAGCUCAAGCUCGUCGCAGCCAUCAAAGAGGCCGGUAACGUCAAGCGUUUCUUACCAUCAGAAUUUGGAAUGGAUCCGUCACGUAUGGGACAUGCCAUGCCACCAGGAAGUGAAACAUUUGAUCAAAAAAUGGAAAUACGAAAUGCAAUUAAGGCCGCCGGGAUCUCCCACACAUACCUCGUCGGUGCUUGUUUUGCCGCAUACUUCGGCGGAAAUUUAUCUCAAAUGGGAACUUUGUUCCCUCCGAAAAACAAAGUUGAUAUUUAUGGGGACGGAAAUGUUAAAGUGGUGUUCGUAGAUGAAGAUGACAUGGCAAAAUAUACAGCGAAGACGCUUAAUGAUCCCCGAACGUUGAAUAAAACUGUGUAUGUUAGACCUACCGACAACAUUCUCACACAAAUGGAACUAGUUCAGAUAUGGGAGAAACUAACCGAAAAAGAGUUGGAGAAGACCUAUGUUUCAGGAAACGACUUUCUUGCUGACAUUGAAGAUAAGGAGAUAUCACACCAAGCGGGACUAGGACACUUUUAUCACAUAUACUACGAAGGUUGUCUCACAGAUCAUGAAGUUGGAGACGACGAAGAAGCUACUAAACUCUAUCCGGAUGUGAAGUACAAACGCAUGGAUGAAUAUUUGAAAAUUUUCGUAUAAUGUUACAUAUAUGUGAAACACAUCGCCAUUUCCUUAUUUUUAUGUUUUACCAUGGCCUUUUGUUUUGUUUGCUUGAAGAUGUUUUCCGAAUUUAUUUUAAAAUUUAAAUGUUUCAGUUAUGGAU